Messenger RNA from Nelumbo nucifera (sacred lotus), 962 nucleotides. RefSeq names its product chlorophyll a-b binding protein 6, chloroplastic-like. The record is from RefSeq and is a predicted model, not a curated record. Gene Ontology annotation, cellular component: membrane. Gene Ontology annotation, biological process: photosynthesis, light harvesting. NCBI's taxonomy places the organism in Eukaryota, Viridiplantae, Streptophyta, Magnoliopsida, Proteales, Nelumbonaceae.
CUUAGCCCUAGACUCGCACGGUCUAUUCUUUCAUCCGCUUCCUCUAGUCAUCCUCCACAAGCAGCUUCAAUUCCGGCAAUGGCGUCAACCGCGUUGAGGAGCUGCGGUGUUGCAGCCAUUUUCCCGUCUGUCCUCUCUUCUUCUAAAUCGAAGUUCGCUACUGCAGUUUCCCUCCCAGGUGCCUGCUCCAAUGCCUCCUCGCGGUUCACCAUGUCUGCCGAAUGGAUGCCCGGUCAGCCUCGCCCGCCCUACCUCGAUGGCUCCGCACCAGGUGACUAUGGGUUCGAUCCUCUUCGACUUGGUGCAGUCCCUGAAAACCUCGAGAGAUUCAAGGAAUCUGAACUCAUUCACUGCAGAUGGGCAAUGCUUGCAGUGCCAGGGAUCUUGGUGCCAGAGGCACUUGGAUUAGGAAACUGGGUGAAGGCACAGGAGUGGGCUGCAGUGCCUGGUGGGCAAGCAACUUACCUGGGCAACCCGGUCCCUUGGGGCACUCUCCCAACCAUCCUGGUCAUUGAGUUCCUUGCGAUCGCCUUUGUGGAGCACCAACGCAGCAUGGAGAAAGACCCCGAGAAGAAGAAGUACCCUGGUGGUGCCUUUGACCCACUGGGCUACUCCAAGGACCCAGUCAAAUUCAAGGAAUACAAAAUCAAGGAAAUCAAAAAUGGACGUCUUGCUUUAUUGGCCUUUGUGGGCUUCUGCGUCCAACAGUUGGCUUACCCAGGAACGGGACCAUUGGAGAAUCUGGCAACCCACUUGGCUGAUCCAUGGCACAACAACAUUGGGGACAUUAUUAUCCCCAGAUCGAUUUUGCCUUGAUUGUAGACUGUUAAUUAAAACUGGCUGUACAACUUCAUGUAAUCAUCUAUAAUGAAUGAGAACUGCAUAUAUUGAACUGUGUAACUUAGUUAUUUCCCUACCUCUUUGUCCUCGUCUAAUGCAAUAUCUUGUGGAAAUUUUCAUUA